Mytilus trossulus (common blue mussel) is the source of this 5956-nucleotide messenger RNA. RefSeq lists its product as uncharacterized. Bases 73 to 3159 code for a protein of 1028 amino acids. NCBI's taxonomy places the organism in Eukaryota, Metazoa, Mollusca, Bivalvia, Mytilida, Mytilidae. The transcript is spliced from 16 exons. The record is from RefSeq and is a predicted model, not a curated record.
ACAAUAUGGCUGCCUUCUAUUAAUUAUUUUUCUCCGCAACUUUUUAUAAUGACAACGACAACAGGCAAAUAAAUGGAUGACUUAGCCGACACUUACAGUAGUGAUGAGUAUUGUGCUGAAGCAGAGCAAUCAAGAAAAGCUAAUUCUACCAAAUGGCUGAAAUCAUCAAAUGUAUCACUAAAUCAUCUGCAGCAGGUCAAACCAAUGUCUGUCUAUAACUUUGGACUGGCAAAUAAAAAAGACCUUAAAGCUACAAACUUAACAUCACAGAGAAGUAACAGUUUUACCAAUCUAGUGCCAGAACCUGUUAUACAGUCUGUUAAUUCUCAGAGAACUGCCUGGGGAAGUAAUGCAUCUAUACCUGACCUUCUUAAAGCCAACACAAAAGCAUCAUCAAGGCCAUCAAGUGCUAAAACAUCAGCGAGGAAACAUCACCCUCCUACUGGUAGAAAACAACGUCCUCAAAGUGCUAAAGAAGAAUGCGUCCAACGUUCACCAGGCAUUGCAGUAAAAGGAGCAAAAUUUGAUCCAACUGGAAGACCGCCAAAAUCCUUUUCGGCUACAACGGGAUGGAUUGGACCUCCUGCUGGCAUGAAAUUUUCAGACUCAAAUCAAGAAUUGUUGAAGUCAGCUAGGAAAACGCCUCCAGCACCAGCAGGCACACCUAGGCUCCAUUUAGAUGUAGAUUUACAAAGCAAUACCACUGAUGAUGUUGCUAAUUCUCCUAGACUUCGGUACACCCAUGCUGAGUCUCCUAGGACUCCUACACCUCCACCACAUGUACCCCCAGCACCAAUACAUCUGAUGUUGCCAACAAUGUAUGAUGAAGAAGAAGAGGACGAGGAUGAGGAUGAGCUUGACACAGAGAGGUUAUUAACAAUGGCAGAAGAACACAUACAUGCUGAUAAGAAGUCUGAAUCUAUCAAUGACUUCAUAGAGAAAGUGUCGUCUGCUAAUCAUUGUGUAAAUGACUUGCCUGGAUACACAUUUACCCAUGUAAAUGGUCUAACUUCUAAGGAAAGCAAACUUGAGAUUCAUGCUAACGGUGAAAGUGAUGUGGUCUCAUGGGAGAAGGAGGAUGUUAAUGAUUCAUAUGAUUAUUCUGAUUCUGAAUAUUCGGGACAGGUUACUAAUACCCCUCGGAGUGACAUUGACUCAAAUCAACCCCAUCCUUUAGAGAAAGUCUCAGUAAAAUUCAGUGAAGAUAGAAAUGUUACAAUUGACAUUACCCCUAGAAAUGCUGGUCAUAAAGUAUCUGAAUUAAGUAGAAAGAAACCAGAGAAAAUCCUCGAAUCAGAAGAGCUUCAAUCAGUUUUGUCUGUUUCAAGUGCUAAUACACAAGAAGUUCCUUUGAGUUCACGCAAUAAAACAGUCUCAUUAACUGAAAUGAAACAUGAGACAAAAACAACGAGAAUUUUAACUAACAAUAAAAGUUACACCAGAUCAGAAAAACCGAAAAAUGAAAAUCUGGAAUUCAACUUCAACUCUAAUGAUCAUAAAAGGUGUGAUAAAAGUUUCAGCAAUAGACCAGCAUCAGCAUCAAGUAAUAGACCAACUACGCCAUUAAGUUCUGUCACUGUUGCUUACUGUGAUUUGGAUAACGCCAAAAAGCGAAAGCGUUACCGUGGACUGAAGAGUGAGAAAGAUGUAGUAACUUUAGUUCAGCAGAUGCAAGUUUCAGACAGUGAUGAGGAAAAACAACAGGAAGUCAUUACACCAGAUAAAUUAGAACCUUGGAUGACAACAAAAACCACAUCACAACCUUCAAAAAAUUACUACGAGCUUUCGCGUCAAGUAACUCAGUCAAAUGUUAAAGCACCGAAAAAGGAGAAACUUAACUCUCAUUUGGUUACUGGAGCCCCUCUUGUCAAAACAAUCAAAACAAUAGAAUUGGAUGAAUCUGGCAAUGAUAUGAAAGAAACAAAAGUUCAAAGUCAUAUUGAUAAACAGACUAAUGAAUUAUAUGAAAAAGAUCGACAGCUAAGGGAGGCAACUAGAGUUAGAUCAAAACCUAGACCUGUUAGUGAAAUGAUAAACAGACACCGUAGUGUAAAAAAAGAUAAUGAAGUCCUGAAAAAUGGCCACAGCACAAAACCAGAGGAAAGUCUUAACAAGGUUCAACGACCAUUUUCUGCACCUUCAUGGCGAAAACCUACACCAGCAUUUAAAGAGAAAAGGCCAACACAUGUGACUGAAACAAGAAACCAGACAAUUGCUACAGAUGUAAAUGACAAUAUAACACAAAAUGGAAAAUCUUUGAAGACAAUGGAGAUGGCUUAUGAGGAACAUAUAUGUAUUGGUUCGGAAACAGAUGAGGAGGACAAAAUGUCUGAAUUAAGUUUUGGUCCGGAAUCAGGAAGUGAAAAUGAAGCAGAUUUAAAAACCUCAAAAGAUUUAGAAAUUGAAAAAAUAAUUGAAAGACAUUUAGGGAAACCAUCACAAACUGUGAAUUUAUCCCCGCCAGAAAGCUUGCCGCCAAAAACUAAAUUAUAUAAGAAGCCACCUAAAUCUUUAUCAGAAAAGCCAAGUCCAGGGAAGAAAUCAACUGCUCAUUCACAUGGUCACUGUAAUUGUCCAAAAGACAGUAAAGAAGACAGCAAGAAAGUGAGCACACAAACUGUACAGCUACCUAACAAUGAUAAACUGUCCAAUAAGGUAUAUGGUGCCUUUGCUAGAGGCAGAUCAGCUCCACCUUUGCGGUCAGCUAGUAAAUCCAAAGUGGUAGAACGACCAAGAACUGGUAAACCUGUAUAUAUAACCUCCAAAAAUCCUAAUGAUGAUUUUGAUACUGAAGAAAAUGUUGAAUGCCAGAAACUUCAGGCCAAACUUGCUGCUAAUGGUGUCAAUAUAAAGGCGGAAACAUUAGAAAGAGCUUUAUAUCCUCCAUCAGGGAGGACAUGUCAUUAUGAAGUGAAUGCAACACUACCUAAGAAUUCUUCAUCAAACUUACUAAGUCACCCUAAAGAAUGGUUACCUAUAGAAUACAGACAAUUGAGACUUGCUGAAAGGGCUCUAAACAGAGCUAAUGAAAUAAUGUACAAACAGAGAGUGGCAAAAGACAGAAAAGCUAGGCUUGGAGAACUUGCAAAGAAAAAAAUUAAGGGAAAGAAAAAAGGGAAGAGUAAAGGAAAGAAGACAGAAGACAGUAAAACAAAAUAGAGGGGAGCAUUAAUGAAAGGGAGAUUUUUAGAUAUCAAGAAAAAUGAAUGGAUACAGAAAUAAGAUAAAUGAGACAUUGAAGACUGUGAAAUAUCUUGCAUUUUCUCAGUACUAAUGUAUUUAUGUUAUAAAUUUCAAGUAAAAAACAGAAAUCAAAUAUAAAAAAGGUAGACUUCAUAGACUGCUUUAGAUUUAAAUGGUGAGAGUUCAUUAUAUUUUUUUAUUAUUUAAUAGACAGGUCAGGGUUUAAAUAUGCAAUUUCAUCAUUCCCUCCAUUGCGUACUAUGCAUUGACGCUAUACAUUUUCAGUAUUUAGAUUUUAGAAUCUGUUGUUCUAUUUAGAUUUUCUUAUAAUUGUGAAUCUGUUCAUUAGCUUAUGAAGUUGAAUGUGUCAUAUUUCAAAUUAACCUCAUGGAACAAAUCUUAAUAAAAAUUGAUUCAUGAAAUCUCAAAUCUGAAAUGGUUUUCUUGUUCCAUUGAAAUUUUGAAGAAUAACAUUUUUUGCUGUUAUUUUAAAUUUUCACAAGUAAUUGAGAGUUUCAUAAUCUUAUAAAGCACCAAAAACCUUUUUACCUAUUCCAAAUUAAGCUGUGUAAGGUGAUCCCCUGCUAAUAAUAUAAAUGAUGAUUUAAAGAUGGUGUUCUUUAUUUAGGUGCUUUUUCCUUUUAAUUUUUCUUUUUGAAUGAUUGCUGACUAGAUAUGAUGCCUUCAUUAGUUCAUUGGUUCAUAUAUUGAUUGAACAAAAAUUAUUUAGUGCUGUGCACUUUAAAUUUUUUAUUUUUCCCCAUAUUUAUAUUGAAAAAUUAUUUAUAUAUCCGUCCAUCAUAUGUUCAGUAUUAUUUGCACAAAAAGUUUGUAAAAAAAUUAUAUGUGUAAGAGCAAUUUUUAUAGGAAAGACUAAUUUUCCUUGGAAAGACUAAAUUUCCCAGAAAAGACUAAAUUUCCUAGAAAAGACUAAAUUUCCUAGGAAAGACUAAAUUUCCUAGGAAAGAAUUAAGUCUUUCUAUGUAAGUUUGUCCCUCCCAAUUAUAGAGAAAACAUUCCAUUUCAGGUUUUAAUAUAUGCAUUUUAUGAUGCACAAUUGUGAUGACUUGUUGAUUUUUUGUAUAUUUUGUAUAUACAUGAAGAAAUAUAUGUACUAUGGAUUCAUUAUUAUUGAUUCUUAUUUGCUGGAUACCAUUCUUUGUGGUUUUAAUGGGUUAAUUUAACCAUUAAUUUUUAAAAUGUUUACUGAAAUACAAAUUUUGUUUGUAGACUGAAGCAAAACCUUUAAAUUUAAUAAUUUAAAUUUUGUUACCAACCAAAAACAAAUGAAUUCAUAUAUAUAUUGUUUUAAGAUAAAACAUAACAGUAUCAUUCCUUUGGUGUAGAAUAAUUUAUUCUUUUAUAAUUGUAAUCAAAAUAAGCAAUGCAACCCUAGAAAAAAACCUUUUAAUUGUGUGAUAUGUAUACAAAAUAUGCUUGUCCUGAUUUUGAGAGAAACAUUGAAUUUAUUAUCUGAAAUUUUACUUUACACUGUAUUGUAAAUAAUGUUGCUUUCUGAAAUUUAUGAAUUUUGACUGCAUUCUAUACAAUUUAUAUUUUUUGUGAAUAUAAUUUUAAUGGAAAUUGUUUUAUAAUGAAUUCUAAUCUAAUGUCCUGUAGUAUGCUUUACCAAAUAUCAACAAUAAAAGCUUGCAAACUUUUCAAUCCUAUAUAGCUUAUUGCAUGAUGCUUACACGAAAUGGGUCCUAAAAGUAAUGUCCAGUUGUGUAUUUUAGUCUGUGUUCAUAUAUAUGUUUGUGCAGUUAUGUUAAGUGUUCACCUUAUAUCUGUCUCAUACAUGUUAAAUUAAUGUUGUGACCCAUAUAAAAUUUAUAUGCAAGUUAUUAAUUUUUCAAAAAGAAAAAAAAGAAAAAAAAAAAGGAAGUAAAACGACAUUCACGAAGUAUUCAAGAGAUUAAUAUCUGCUCUAGUUUAAUUCUCUGUUUACAUUAUUUUUUUAUUGUUAAAACUGAUAAAGUGGACACUUUCUGUUCAGAAAUUAUUACAAGAAUUUUUAAAUUAAUGCAAAUAAUGUGAUUAGGAGAGUAUCACAAUAAUUAGAACUCACAUUCUGAUAUCACAGUCAUAAAACUUUCAAGCAUGAUUUUUGUACUCAGACUCGAAAAUCAACCAAUCAAAUUGCUGGAUUUCAUGUUUUGAGCAUGAUUUUUGUGCUCAGAGCACUGAGCAAAGUUUUAUGCCUUCAAGGCAUGAUCCAUAUAUAUAUCAUAAUACAUAUUUUCCUGAAAUUUCAAUAAUUAAUGUUGCUUUGUUGUCCAUUCUUCAAAAAUUACAGUAAGAAAUACACCCGAUUAUUUCUAAAGUUAAAGUAUAUAGGUUUUUUUGUCUGUUAUUUGAUUUUUUGUCGAGUCUGUUACGAAAAUAUUUUUUUAGUAUUCCAUAUUUUUACCCGUUCAUGUUUUUUUCUAUUUUUCUAUAAGAAGAAAAUUGCAGACACAAGAUUUUACAUUUGAUUUAUAUAGAUCAAAAGAUACCCUAUACUUACAUACAUAGUUUUCUAGUCAAUAAGAAAAUUGUAUAGACAGGCCUUAAGUAGAUCUUAGGUAACCACAAUAUUUUAACAAGUGGUUAGUGGAUAAUUUAAUCGAAAGAUACCCUCUAUUUAUAUAUUUUUCAGGUCAUAAGAGAUUCAAAAAUCAAAAAAGCAUAGACAGGCACUAAGUAGAUAUUAGGUAACCACCAUAUUUGAACUGGUGGUUAGUGGAUAAUUUAAUCGAAAGAUACCCUAUUUUUCUGGUCAUAAGAGAUGCAA